AUAAUGGUAUUAUUUAUAGGCAAUAAAGGCUCGACGUGAAAUUUGAAAGGACCCAACGUUAGGAAAAUCGUAAUGUAGGACCACGCCCACCCACUUUGUUUAUAAUUUUCUUCUCUUCUUUGGGAUCUCUCUCGUGAAUAAGAAGCGCCACAAGGAGCGUUUUUGUUUAUUUUUCUAUCCUAACUUCAUAAAAUACUUACACUUCCUCACAUUAUUCAUCCUCUCGUUUCCUUUUUUUAUUCUUGUGUUCAUAUAAUUCGAACCAAAAAAAAAAGAAAAUUACCUUUUCUAUCUAUUUAAAUCCCAAACAAUUUCAUAUAACGUCAAAGAAAGUUUCUUAUUCAGAAAAAAAAAAAGCUAUGGAUUUUGAAUUUGAUGAUCAAGAACGGUUUUGUGCGACUCCUAAGCUUCCUCUGUUCUCAAAACCAUUGAGCAGAGCUUGUGAGACUCCUGGCCUAGCGACACCGCCUGUGAACAUCGCUGGAUCGGUCCCUUUUCUAUGGGAGGAAGCCCCGGGAAAGCCUCGCGUUUCUGAUGAGAACAAACCGCCGGCUUCCAAGCAGAACGCCGAAGGAGGAGGAGGAGUCGUGCGAUGCCUUGAGCUUCCGCCGAGGCUGUUUUUUCCAGCCGAGAAUGAGCCAUCUCCGACCACAGUUCUUGAUGGUCCUUACGUUAUACCUCGUCGGUCUCUAUCGGUGAUAAGGAGAAGCGACGGAGCCUCUGAGGGUAGAUUCGACUUUUCACGUUCCACUAACGGCCGCUGCUUCGACCGCGACGGCGGCGGCGGCAUAACGGUGAAGAUUAGUAGAGUUAAAAGAAAAGGAAGCCUCUUGAAUCUUUCUCAUUCAUCGCAAUUCUUGGCAAGGGUUUACCAAGGAUUUAAGCAAGCGAUUCCAUGGAGGCGGAGGCAAGAUAAUCUUCCACGGAUGAGUUCUUCCAAUAUUUAAAUCGAAUCUCUUCUAUUUCUUUCUAAUUCUCUAGCUUAUAGACUAAUAUUAUUAAUAUCCCUCUGUAUAUACCACAUAAUUUCCUUACAUGAGAAAAAGUUUAUUGUUAAAUUUUUACCAAA
Messenger RNA from Arabidopsis lyrata subsp. lyrata, 1069 nucleotides. RefSeq lists its product as uncharacterized. The transcript is spliced from 2 exons. The record is from RefSeq and is a predicted model, not a curated record. Bases 360 to 947 code for a protein of 195 amino acids. Lineage: Eukaryota; Viridiplantae; Streptophyta; Magnoliopsida; Brassicales; Brassicaceae.